Aureobasidium subglaciale EXF-2481 is the source of this 935-nucleotide messenger RNA. RefSeq lists its product as uncharacterized. The transcript is spliced from 2 exons. Bases 148 to 663 code for a protein of 171 amino acids. The record is from RefSeq and is a predicted model, not a curated record. NCBI's taxonomy places the organism in Eukaryota, Fungi, Ascomycota, Dothideomycetes, Dothideales, Saccotheciaceae.
AGAGACGAAAGCGACCGUACCCUUUAUUUGGCUGGUAAUGUCCGAGACUGACAUGACUUGGAGGACUUCUUCAUGGGUACUUGACUUGAGGAUUGGUGGCAUCGUUGCAAGGAAUGUUUCUUCCGGGAAACUGCCUUUGUCUGACUGAUGAUGUUGGAAGAGAUGGUAUAUUUGAAAGACGAGUGCAAGGCAAUAAACAAGUCUAGCGAGUUUUUGGCAUGUGAAGUUGUCAUGAGGGAGGCUUGUAGGGAAGGAGUGGGUUCAAACACACUUGGAGAUGUGUUUAUUGAACGACGUAGCUCCUCGAUUUCGAGGUUCGUAGGAGGCGAUUGUGAAUUUUAUGCAAAGACUCAAGACGCCUCGAGGAUUAGUCGCAAUGGAGUCCAAUUGGCAUCUCACAGGGUCUUUUGGGACUUCAUGUCACCUUCUUUGCACCUGGACGACUACCUUUGUGCACACACGACCAUCUUCACCAUCCAAAAGCACGAACGUUUGAUAGACGAAGUAGUUGUGUUUGAUAACAACAUUCAUCUCAGAGAAUUGGCCGGCGCCGACGGAUUUCCCACAUGGCAAAAACAGCCGGACAGAGCCGAAGCGAACGAUGAGCAAGACAGACGCCACCACCGUCAUCAAGGGACCACCAUCUCAGACAAACCCACUUAGAAACGUCGAGAUUUGGAGUCUCUGAUCUCAAGAAUUGGAAGCACGAAGUAGGCGAAGCAAGAAAAGGCAAAUAAAACUAGGGCGCAGUGCACUUGUUUUGGAAAUGUUGUUCUUGUGUUUACUCGUAGGGAUCAGCGUUAGGAUGGCAAGGAAGAGGUUAGGUAGGGAAAGGAAAAGGCAGCACGGUUGUAUGACUGCUUUCCGAGAUUGUGUGAGUGUCGAUCAGGAGACUGGAGUGCGAGUCGGAGAGCGAGUGCGACUGGGAUGUGGUU